UUUUGAAAUCCCCCGUUUAGUGGAGGGAGGAAGAACAGAGCGACAAUGGGUUCCUCAUCCCUUCCCCUUCUUCCCCAACCUUUUGCGCGAAUUCCAUCCUCAACCUUUCAGCCCUCUGAAAUUUCUUCAAACCUUCACAACAACAAUGUCCGAUUCAUUUCCAUGGACAAACCUCCAACUUCUCUAACCUCUCCGUCUUUGUCGGCUUCUUCGUCCAGCUCUCCACUUCUUCAAAAAUCCAUCGCAUUGGCCGCCUCCAUUUCCCUUCUCAUGUGGCCGACUCCAGCGAAUGCCGGAUUUCUAUCAGGAUUCUCAGGAAUCGAAUCGGUUCCGGGGCCGGAAUUGCCUCAAAUCGAUUUUCUCAAUCGCUUCAAUGAAGAAAACCAGAAGAAAUACGCGGAAGCUGAUGCUAGAUUCAAAUCAUCUCCACUGCUGAAGGAACUUCUGGAGCGAUCGAAGAUGAACAAGGAAAAGAACCGUCAGAAAAUUAUUGAGAAAUAUUGCAUCCGUGGUGCUGAAUGGGGAGUCGGAGAUUGCUCGGCAGAGGGGAUGUCGCCGGAGGAGAGGGACAAUUUCAUCUCAAUGUUGAAGCAAAAAGCUGGAGUGGAUUAAUUGAACAGAACUAUGAAUUUGCCCUAAUUCUCUAUUUCAUGGUGAUCUAUUGGAGCUUUGGGAUUCAGAGCAAACAAUUUUAAUGUUGUUGUUUCACAUUCAUCACAAGGAAGGAUUAGCAGAGUGAAGCAAUUGAAACAGAAUGAGCGACAGAUAUACAUCAUCAAAAGAGAAUCAUGGUGAUUGAUUCUUCUUCUCCUCCCUUAAUAGUUUAAGCAUGGAAGUUUAGUUUGAUUGUUAUCUAAUUAUUAGUAAUACAUGUUGUCGGAUUACUAUUUAACAUUUAUGCUUAAUGAUACAGAAUGCUAUUUGAAUACUGAUUGAUUA
This is a messenger RNA of Benincasa hispida (wax gourd), 939 nucleotides long. RefSeq lists its product as uncharacterized. The record is from RefSeq and is a predicted model, not a curated record. NCBI's taxonomy places the organism in Eukaryota, Viridiplantae, Streptophyta, Magnoliopsida, Cucurbitales, Cucurbitaceae.